AGAGGAUGUCACUGCUCUGUCUCCUCCUCCUCUUCUCACUGUGGUUCAUGCUCCACUCGGCUUGAGGGACAAACCUGUGAAUUUGUGGAUUUUUCGGAUUCCAAACUGUCUCUUCCUCAGCGAGCUACAAGAUCCACCAACAGUAUGGCCUUCACAUGUGACCAGUGUGGAAAGGAGUGGCCAAAAGCUUCCAAACUGAAAAAACACUACAGAACUCAUGCAGGAGAAAGACCAUACAGCUGUGACCAGUGUGGGAAGGGAUUUAAACACUCUGGUGCGCUCAGUGUUCAUAUGAGAAUCCACACAGGGGAGAAACCAUACAGCUGUGAUGUUUGUGAGAAGACAUUUUCAUGGUCAAGCAACCUAGAAAAACAUAUGAGAACCCACACUGGAGAGAAACCAUACAGCUGUGACCAGUGUGGGAAGAAAUUUAUAGACUCUGGUGGCCUCAAACAACAUAUGAGAACCCAUACAGGAGAGAAACCAUACAGCUGUGACCAGUGUGGGAAGACAUUUUCACAGUCAAGCGUUCUAGUCAUACAUAUGAGAAUCCACACAGGGGAGAAGCCAUUUAAAUGUGAACAUUGUGGGAAGGAAUUUAGACAGUCUUGUGAUCUCCAUCGUCAUAUGAUAAUCCACAGAGGGGAAAAACCAUACAGAUGUAAUGUUUGUGAGAAGACAUUUUCAUGGUCAAGCAGCCUAGAAAAACAUAUGAGAAUCCACACAGGAGAGAAACCGUACAGCUGUAACCAGUGUGGGAAGAAAUUUAUAGAGUCUGGUGACCUCAAACGACAUAUGAGAAUCCAUACAGGGGAAAAACCAUACAGAUGUGAUGUUUGUGAAAAGACAUUUACAUGGUCAAGCCACCUACGAAAACAUAUGAGAAUCCACACUGGAGAGAAACCACACAGCUGUGACCAGUGUGGGAAGAAAUUUAUAGACUCUGGUGACCUCAAACAACAUAUGAGAAUCCAUACAGGAGAGAAACCAUACAUCUGUUAUGUUUGUGAGAAGACAUUUUCACGGUCAGGCAACCUAGAAGCACAUAUGAGAAUCCACAUUGGAGAGAAACCAUACAGCUGUGACCAGUGUGGGAAGACAUUUUCACGGUCAAGCAUUCUAGUAACACAUUUGAGAAUCCACACUGGAGAGAAGCCAUUUAAAUGUGAACAUUGUGGGAAGGAAUUUAGAGUCUCUAGUCAUCUCCAUCGACAUAUGAGAGUCCACACAGGGGAAAAACCAUACAGAUGUGAUGUUUGUGAGAAGACGUUUUCAUGGUCAAGCAGCCUAGAAGAACAUAUGAAAGUCCACACUGGAAAGAAGCUGUAUGAGUGUGACCAGUGUGGGAAAGCUUUCUCUCAACCAUCCCAUCUCAAUAAACACAAGAGAACUCACUUCUGGCAGAUACUAUAUGAGUGUGACCAGUGUGAAAAGGCUUUUAGAACAUCCCAGGAACUCUCCAGUCACCACCGAACACACACAGGAGACAAACCAGACGACUGUGAAGAAAGAGGGGAAGGCUUUCAGGUCUGUGAGGAACUGUCUGAAACAUGUCUAAAUCUUCGAGACUGAAGAGAAAAGCUACAGCUCCAACCACUUUGGGAUGACUUUGAGACAACCUGCUCAUCUGAAGGUGCACCCUCUUGAACACACUAAAGGACAAAGAGCUGCUGAGGCCAGUAUUCUGUCAAAAUGAGCUCCCGCAGCCUAAACUAACAGUGAUGUCUAUCCAUUCAUGUAGCUCUGUCGAAAUGAGCGACCUUAUGUUUUUCUGUUUACUGUUGUAUAGACUAGGGAUGGGCAUUCGAUUAAAUUUUCUUAAUCCAUCGUCGGGAGAAUUAACUAUUGAUUAUCAAUUAAUCAUUAACGUUUUUAUAUUAAAAUUAUCAUCAUUAUUAUUACAUUUCUGCACUACUAAUCUGCAAAAAUAAAUUUGAUUUUACGAUUUAUAAACUGUAACCACUCUAUAGCCACAUCAGCCUGUUUGACAUUAUAAUGUGUUUAAUGCAGUUUUGCGCAACUCUCACAGAAACAAAACUUAAAACUGCAUGGCUAAUUUGCAUAAACUAAGCGAAGAAAAAAAAACAGCUCUUGUGUGCUGAUGCGGUAUGACUCAGUGGAAUACAGGUUAGUGUGAACAUAUUUGCGUUUGUCAAAACCAGGACACUGUGCGGGGGGCGGGGCCUCGUCAUCGACAUUGAGCUACUCUCACCUGGCAAAACUUUUCAUAUUUUCGGUGUCCUUAUGAGCUGUACACUGUGCACAUGGCCUCACACUUGUCCUCCUAGUCAUCGUUAAAUGCGCAUUUGUGCUUCGCAUGUUGCAGGCUGACUGACUGUUUAUGUCUCGCUUCUUCUGAGUUACAGAGAGCUACAUGUCCGGACCUCCUUUUGUCCCCGGACACGGACGUUUGGUCACCCUACAUUCUGUUUGUUGACUAAAAUGAACGUAAUCGAUGAAAUUCUUCAUGAUCAAUUAUCGAUUAAUCGACUAAUCAUGCCCAUCCCUAGUAUAGACCCUGACCUCUCCAGUUUGACAGCAUAUUUCUUUGGAUUAGGACUGCAGGUUUGAUGCUGUUUGCCCACAGUGAUCAGACUUUAUACCUCAGUUAUGUCAAAUCUAAACUCAUUUAUCUAAAUCUGUGUAGUUCAUUUGGACAGUCGUAUUCUGCUCAAAUAGGGCUCCAACUAAAGGGAGCACAUAUCGACAGGACAAUUUAUCCAUCAAAUAAUACUCCCACUAUAGAAUCACCAUUAUGUAAUAAUUUAAUGAAUUUGGGCAGAGGAGCAAAUCUUGACUAAGUCUUGUGGCAAAUAAUGCACCACUAGAGGGUGCACACCUCACCUUUGUGAUACUGGGGACUAAGGGUGUGCAGAAAGAAAUAUAUUUAAUGUGAUGAUACAGUAUAUCGUGGGCUGCUGUAUCAAUGUGUCGGCCAAGACUAUUUUUUGGUAUAUUUUACUAAAUUAUUUAGUUACAGCGCUACAGUUUUG
Messenger RNA from Boleophthalmus pectinirostris (great blue-spotted mudskipper), 2993 nucleotides. Its product is annotated as zinc finger protein 271-like. Gene Ontology annotation, cellular component: nucleus. The record is from RefSeq and is a predicted model, not a curated record. The transcript has 2 exons. Bases 145 to 1572 code for a protein of 475 amino acids. NCBI's taxonomy places the organism in Eukaryota, Metazoa, Chordata, Actinopteri, Gobiiformes, Gobiidae.